Molecule: messenger RNA, 723 nt
Organism: Spea bombifrons (plains spadefoot toad)
Lineage: Eukaryota; Metazoa; Chordata; Amphibia; Anura; Pelobatidae
Gene: TNFSF13B
Product: TNF superfamily member 13b
Exons: 6
Coding region: 30-713 (227 amino acids)
Biological process (GO): immune response
Cellular component (GO): membrane
Molecular function (GO): receptor ligand activity; tumor necrosis factor receptor binding
Source: RefSeq, a predicted model, not a curated record
UUAGCCUUCUGCUCUUUUGUUUUACUGCGAUGUCUAUAUAUGCUCUGAUAGAAAUAAAAGAAGAGCUUGCAAAAUUGCAAACAGAGUUCAGUUCAAACAGGAAUCGUGACGGAAUUCCACAAUCUGUCUCCUUGAUGCCCAGUGACACCGGUGGAGCAAGUGGGGACUUUCGUGCUGUCUUUGCGGAAAUCCGCCAGAAAGGAAAAAGAACUGAGCUAAACCAAGAUGUAUUUAUAAAAAGCAGGUCACAGAGAUCCACCUCUGAAGCUAAUGGACAAGUGUUCCAAUCCUUCUUGCAGCUGAUUGCUGAUAGAAAACGUACAGUUAAAGAUGAAGAUGACUCAAGCAUCAUACCAUGGCUUCUAAGUUUGAAGCAGGGGACUGCUAUGGAAGAAAAGACAAAUACAAUAUUAAUAAAAGAAACUGGUUACUUUUUCAUUUAUGGGCAGGUCUGGUAUACAGAUGAAUUGUUUGCAAUGGGCCAUCUAAUCCAAAGGAAAAAGGUCCACAAAGUUGGGGAUGAUCCCAUUUCAAUUACAUUAUUUCGGUGUAUACAAAACAUGCCGGAGUACCUUCCAAACAAUUCAUGUUUCACAGCUGGAAUUGCAAAAUUAGAAGAAGGUGAUGAACUACAGCUUAUUAUACCAAGAAACAACGCCAAAAUAUCUUUGAGUGGUGAUGGCACAUUCUUUGGGGCAAUAAGACUUUUAUAAAUAAGAAAAA